This is a messenger RNA of Orussus abietinus, 5107 nucleotides long. RefSeq lists its product as uncharacterized. The transcript has 7 exons. The record is from RefSeq and is a predicted model, not a curated record. Bases 439 to 5013 code for a protein of 1524 amino acids. NCBI's taxonomy places the organism in Eukaryota, Metazoa, Arthropoda, Insecta, Hymenoptera, Orussidae.
CGUUUCGGACGGAAACGCGACGGGAGAGUGCUAAGUCGACGCGGCGAUUCGAAUCGAGCGGCUCCUGGCUAUUCCAGGGCCGACGGCCUCGUGGGCGCCCGGCGCCACCGGGCUACGAUUUUCAUCCUCCUCGUGUUCUCUGCGCCCCUCUUCCCCCGGGAAAAUACUUCUCGCCGUGACUUCGGAGAUGUGCCCGCCGCGGAGAUCGUCCGUCUCGUUCGCUCUCCUCGCGGGGAGGUUACGGAGCGAGAGAGAGAGAGAGAGAGAGAUGCGAAAGAAUCUAUUGGAUAUACUUUUGCAAGGAAACUGUGCAGAGAGGAUGUACUCGGAUGCCUGUCAUUGACUUCGUCGACUAGAUUUUGUUAUCAGAUCGCAUUGGGAGAUUUCAGUUAAAUGGGACCGAAGUGAUAUAUCGUUACACCGGCUUUCUGUAUAAUAAUGGAGACAGUGGGAACCAACCCAUUGCAUAUUAAUGAGUCUAAUACGCUGUCCUCUGGGCACUUGUGCACUAACCAAGAUCUUUCUGAAAUAACGAGAGAGAAAGAGGAGGAACUAUUGUACGGAGCCGAAGAUGACGGCGACGAGGAAGAAACCCUCUCCGAUGAUAGUUUACGUUUGAGACUCUCCGAUGAUGAGGCUGAUCUUGAUGAACUCGGCACUGUUGACGUUCAGCAAUGUGAAUUGCAGACUGAAAAGUCUGAGCCAGCUGUUGAAGCUUUCACAGACUCUCCGGUUGAGGAAAUUCCCCUGCAGCUGAAUAGUCAGAGUUCAGAAACUGAACGGUGCGAAACAGUGGGCAUUGAAAAUUCCACUUCGGAAGAGGAUCAGCCAAGUAGCCCUUCUCCGGAUAAUAACUCACUGACUGAUCAGAAGUUCUAUGCUGAGGACGAAAAGAUGAAUAUGAGUGGAAAUGGCCUAAGAGGGCCUUCGAUAGCUCAUCAUUCAAGUCCAAUGCGUCCAGGACAUGAGGGUCGGUGGAGAUUUCCUGGACCUUCCCGUGGGAGGCCUUACCAGAAUGUUAGGCCUCCGUUCCCCCCAAGACAUCACUACUAUCAGCCAAAGACAUUUUACCCCAAUGAGGAGCACUACAACUCCAGAUACUAUAAUCAGUACAGCUGUCGAAGAAACAGGUACGCCCCGCCAUACAGACAUCCUGUCACGGAGCGAACCCAGCAGAUCGGGGAGAAGACAAGCUCCAAAUGCUAUCCGUUGGCCAAGCCAGCUGAGUUGGCAAAGAAUUCCAAGCCAGCUGCAACUGGUGAGAAGACAUCUGGAGUAGAAAUCUGUAGUAUGAAGCCUGCCGAUUUGAAUAGUACAAAAAGUCUGGUUAAGGAAGAAUCCGAAGAAAAUGUAAAGUGUGAGAAACCUGUAGAGGUCUUGCUUGCAACGGAUAAUAAAAAUCUUGUCCUUUCAAAUGGGCCGUGUAAGCAGAAAAGUUCCACUACAGAGAAUCUUAAGAAAGUCACGAUUGAUGUUAAAGGUCCUCAAGAAGACCAGGAUUCGGGGGAUAAAAAUAAAGAUGUUACUGUAGGGUGCAAGGAGUCUGUGUUGCAAGAAAAUUUUGAAGCAAAGAUUAAGCCAGAGCAUAAGUUUCAAAAUGAUGGUAAUGCAGUUCCUUCAGAAAAUGUUGGUAUCACUAGCGAUAACUGUCAAGCUCCUUUGGAUGAAUUAAUGCCCACUGGGAGCGAUGAAGUCAAGACAGGGAGGCAAGAACACUCUGCUGGCAACUCUUGUGAUUUUAAUAGUGGACAAAUCGUUUUAGUUCCUUCAUAUGAAGAUUUCGAGAACCAGGAUUCAAAUAACCUUGAGAAGCUGUCUGAAGUUCCGCAAAAUAAGGUUGAUUUAGAUUUGGAGGCAUCUAAAGACUUUUAUGAUAGUAAUGAGUUAACGACAUCAGAGGUUGCUGAAUUCUGUGAGGCUGACAACAGGCCUGAGGAUGGUCAAAGAUGUAGUAAGUCUGAAGAGAGUGAACAGAACGAUAGAAAUUCUUCAGUCACGGAUGAACAAUCAGUUCAGAAAGGAGUUUGUAAAGAGGAGAGUGAUGAGAACGGCAGACCAGUUGAAGAGAUGUCGAGUCCAGAAAAAAUAGAUCCAAGAGAAGACACGGAAGCUGACGAAGAAAUGUUACUGCAGACAGAUGACGAGCAAGAAAAUAUUCCAGGGACUAGAGAAGGAGUGUUGGAAGAAGAAGUAGAUUCUACUUUAAAGGCACAAGAAACAUCGGAACUGAUAACAACAGAUGUAAUCGUAGAGCCCAUGGAAACGUCAAACACGAUGGAAGAUUGUGAAAAGUUGCUUGAGACUGCGAGGGUGGUACAGGAAGAGUUUGGUACACGUGAGAAUAUCCAUGAAGAGGACAACGAUAAAAAUUCUGCCAUGGAUACUUCUGUUAAACAAGCUACUGUUAUCGACAAUAAUAGUUGCAAAACUUUUAGUGAUACUACUGUGAAACAAUCGGAAGCAUUGCAGGACAUAUCAAAAGGUUUAGUGGACACGAAGACUGACGAAGAUUCGAUACGUCCAAAUUUGGAGGUUUCGGAACUACUGGUUAAGAAGGAAACUACGGUCGAUGGUGAUGCUACUCUUGAGGAAACUGCAGCUCAUAGAAUAAAGAUUGGAGAGGUGCAAAAAUUAAAGAAAACUAUGGAUGAGGCUUCAAAUGAUUCCUCACUUGAAAAGGAAGAAGGAAAAGCUUCUCUCUCGACACUGCCUGAAUCGAUAUGCGAAGCUAAAAUUGAUGAAACUGUCUUGAGUACCACAGAGAAGACAGGUGCAAAUGAUAUUAUUAAUCUCGAUCCUGAUGUACAGACAAAUAAUUUAUUACAGACUGACGACAGCAAUAUUUUAAGUGACAAAGAAUUAAAAAUAGAAAAAACUGCUGAUGCAAGUGAUGGUGCAAAACGAGACAAGAGUAUCCUGAAACACAUAUUGUUAUCGACGACACUACUGCAGCCCCAGAGUUCAGACACUAUUGAUAAGAACAUUAAAAACAUAAGUCCUGGGGAAAGUGUUGAUUUGAAUACUUCGAAUAAACCUUGCUUAGGGUCCACUGAAACUCUAGAGCUAUCCGAUGAUGAGGAUGGCAUUCUUGUCAAGGACAAUGCGGAACUCUCAUUAAAAGUCUUUGAUAAGAGUGAAACCGAUCAUAUUAAGCAGUCUCAAAAGACUGUCAUUAUGGAUGGUACUAAAAUUCAGCCUCGUCCAGAAGCAGCUUCUUCAUCUACUUUAACAGUGAAUGAAAAGAAAGUGCCGACUGAAAAGGAGAAGGAAAAAGAACAAGCACAAUCUUUGUUAACCGGUGCCGACUUGUCAGGUGAUGAUAGCGACGUCAAGAUGGAAUCUUCGAACAAGGAAGGGCCAAUUUGCAGCGAAAUGAGGGAUAUGAAAAAAAUGUCAAGCUCUACAGAGAGCAUGGCCUCCUCGGACGAGGAUAAUUAUUUCUUAACUAAUAGUGGUGUUAAGGUUGGCAGCGACGUUACCAUCAUGAAGAUUGCAAAGAGCAAUCCCAUAGAUGAGUCGACGUCGAAGCAGGUCAGUACCAGUAAGAGAAGAUCUCUAAGCCCUUUAGAGGGUAACACCGUCUCUGCCAAAAGACCCACAGACUGUACAGACAGCUCCAUAAACGAAGACAGCCUGAGGAGUUCUCCAAAGACUGUGGACAAUAAACAAAAUGAGAUUAGUGACGACGACGUUCAGGAAGUGACAGGUGAUCGAAGUGUUAGUAUCACUAAAGUAUCCAGUGGUGAAUUCUCCAAGGGCGAUUCCAGUCAAGCCCUGACCUCUGCAGGGUCUAGUGACGGUGCAGUGCAAAGUGAUCCCAAGACCAGCCUCGAAGAUGCUUCCAAGACGGACAAUUCGGAAGACACUUCGAGGGCCAAGUCUGGACCGCAGAGGAGAUCGAAGCGCACCAAGAGCACGUCUCAUAAGAGCGUCGAGGAGGAUACUCAGGAUCCGCCUUCCACUUCGGAGAAUGUACCGAGGCAAAAGAGGAAGCGCAGGACCGCGAGGACCGCCGAGGAGAUGAUCCGGAAGUACAACAAUGACAGUGAUCUAGAGUCCAGUGACAGUCUGGACAAGUUCGUCGCUGUCAAGUUGAAGAGCAACAGCAGUGCCAGGCCGACCUCUCCUCCAGCCUUGAAGAGGAACCUCGAGGACGACGAUGACGGGUCCGGCAGAAACAACCCGAAGAAAAUGCGGAUCCUUCCCGAGCCGGAGAGAAACGCGUCCGAAAGGCCGGAGUACCCGAACAGCGCUUUCCAAGAGUCGAUCAAGUCGCUCAGCUUCGUUAAGAGGUUCUUCCUGAGGGACGCUAAGGAUAAACUGGCGAAACUCAAGCAAGAAGAGGUGGAAGAGCUGCUCAUCCAGAAACUAGUGGAGACGAUAACUAUGAGAGCCGAGAUAGGGAUGCUCCGCGAGCAGGUGCGAAUCUCGGAAAAGAACCAGGAGGCGACCCGAGCUCGCUGCCAACUCCUAGCGAAGCAAGUUAAGGACUUCGAGAUGGUCUUGACCCGGAACGCUGCCGAUCGACGAGCAAACAACGAUCGACCGGUUCCUCCCAUCAAGAUCAAUCGCUCGGUCGGGCUGCAAGUCAACUUCAUCGGGGACCACACGAUCCAGAGUCUACGGCAGAUAAUGCAGAAUUCAGCCACGAAGCCGACCGCUAUCGUGAACUGCGUAUCCUCGGCGGCGAACACGGAGGCUGCGGCGAACGGGAUCAAUCAGAAGAGAGGAAUAAAAGUUCGAUCACCGAGACGCACGGACGCCCCGCCGAUUACGAUGACCACUCCUCCUAUGCAGACCGGUCAGUUGCAAACUUCGCCACAGAUGGCGGUGACGCCCGCUGCCCUGGUCAUGUCCAAGCCAAUCGAAGCCCAGCAGUCGAUUUCCCUGCAGACCUCGACCAACGCCAUGCCCGCAAUACUGCCUAAGCCUAAUACCAGUCCCCUCACGACAAUGGUACGUGCUACUGGAAACGAAUAUCUUUUAUAUAUAACCACUGAACACAAAACCUAACAGUUACGUAACUUAAAACUAACAAAUAACAUAACGUUUGUUACAAUGUAAUAAGCUAACAGUUACGUAACAUAGAGCUAACUAGUUAAAUGAC